GUUGCAGGAGGAACGUCAUGAUAUGACGUGUCUUUCAGUCGUUUUGAGAUUCGUUGAGCGUUUGUUGUGGUUGAAAAAAAAACUGUCACAUCUGUUUUCCUCUGAUUAAAACUAAUUAAAGAAAAUUAAAAUGGCCCCAAAGGAAAAGGAUAACAAAGAAAAAGUCGAGAAAGUACCUGUGAAAAUUAAUAAAUGGGACGGAUCUGCUGUUAAAAAUGCUUUAGACGAUGCCGUUACAGAGGUGUUAACCAAAAAAUAUAAUUAUGUUGAAAAUUUUGCCCUUAUGGAUGGAAGAUUGGUCAUAUGUGGCAUAGCUGUUGGUGUUGCAAUGUUUGCAUUGAUUUGGGACUAUUUAUAUCCUUUUCCACAAUCUAGGCCCAUUUUGAUAUUCAGUGUCACCACUUAUUUCAUAAUGAUGGGCGUAUUGACUCUCUAUACAACUUAUAAAGAAAAGGGAAUUUUUGCAGUAUGUAUCCAGAAAGAUAGUUCCAAAAAAGGAAAUACUUGGGAAGCUAGUUCUUAUUUGGCAAAGUACGACGAUAAAUAUAACCUAGUUCUUGCAGUGGUAGAUGGUAAGACCAAACAGAGGCGAGAAACGAGUUCCAAGAAAAGUGUCGCCAACUUCAUCGAUGCUAAUGGCAGUGUUGUGAACGAAUUAGUAGAAGCUGAGGUAUCCCGAAUGCACAAUUCUCUCUUGAGUGACCGUAAAGAAAAAUGAUUCAAGCACAAAGUGUGGAUUUUUCAUUUCUUUUAAGUUAUUCCAUGUUUUGUAUUUUCAAGUAAAAUGUUUGAUUCAGAAUUUAUUGA
Molecule: messenger RNA, 807 nt
Organism: Leptinotarsa decemlineata (Colorado potato beetle)
Lineage: Eukaryota; Metazoa; Arthropoda; Insecta; Coleoptera; Chrysomelidae
Gene: Spase25
Product: Signal peptidase complex subunit Spase25
Biological process (GO): protein targeting to ER
Cellular component (GO): membrane; signal peptidase complex
Source: RefSeq, a predicted model, not a curated record